Messenger RNA from Diachasma alloeum, 1501 nucleotides. RefSeq names its product myosin-2 essential light chain (gene Mlc-c). Gene Ontology annotation, molecular function: calcium ion binding; myosin heavy chain binding. The coding region runs from base 608 to 1051 and encodes 147 amino acids. Gene Ontology annotation, cellular component: myosin II complex. The record is from RefSeq and is a predicted model, not a curated record. Lineage: Eukaryota; Metazoa; Arthropoda; Insecta; Hymenoptera; Braconidae. The transcript is spliced from 5 exons.
CACGCUAUUGAGGGGGCGCCACUGCAGUGUAGAAAUAUACUGCAUCAUUUAUAUUUCUUUUAAAAUUGAGUCAUAAUCACUCGGACCUUAUAUUUAUCAUAUAUUUAAUAACAAGGUUUUCACCCGAAUGUUACUUAGAGCAAUUGAAGAUUUACUAGUAGUACGCUUCCGUGAAAGAGGGUCUAAGGCCUAGUGAGAUUCGGGAGAAGUUUCGACGAGCCAAAGGAUUAUCAAUUUGAGUUGUGACUGUGGAGACCAAAGAGACUCUUUGGUGGGGACCACGAGUAAGAGUGGAAAUUGAAUAGAGUGGGGAGUCCCAUUUCACGGUCCCUUUCCGACUUUACAGCAAUUUAGGUCAUUUGAUGUUGGAUAAUUGUUCCGCAUAGUCAUCAUAAAGUAUCAAAUUCUUUAGCACUGACUCAUAUCCCAGGGAUCCCAGUUGUGGCGAUAUUAUAGUAUCAUACGUCACUAGUCUCGAACAACGGACCAUCCAUCAUCCAAACUCCGAGUCCACCGCCUAUGUCACGUUCAUUAUCCUAUGAAUUAAUAAUAAAUUCUCUGAAUUAAUCUUGGCCGAAGACGAUAAAAUCUACACUUGAAAGUUGCAAUGGCGUCGUACUCAGAGGAUCAGUUGGCGGAGUUUCAAGAGGCAUUCCAGCUCUUUGACAGCCGCGGAGAUGGUAAAAUCCAUGUCUCCCAGAUUGGCGAUGCUCUGAGAGCCCUAGGACAGAAUCCCACCGAGAGUGACGUGAAAAAGUUUACUCAUCAGCAUAAGCUCGAUGAGCGUAUAAGCUUCGAAGUCUUCCUGCCGAUUUAUCAAGCAAUCAGUAAAGCCCGAACUUCAGAUACUGCUGAUGACUUCAUUGAGGGAUUGCGUCACUUCGACAAAGAUGGCAAUGGUUUCAUUUCUUCAGCUGAAUUGAGACAUCUUUUGACAACGCUUGGAGAAAAAUUGAGUGAUGAAGAGGUAGAAACUCUUCUUGCUGGUCACGAAGACUCCCAGGGUAACAUCAAUUACGAGGAUUUUGUGCGUCAAGUCAUGUGCGGCUAGAACUUAGACUUAAUUUAUAACAACCACAAAAAUAAAAAACCACAAAAGCUUAUCCAUAAAAAUAGUAUUGAGUUAGUAAGUUUCCACUUUAAAUUCCUAAAUUAUCUAUAAUUACUAUAGUUUUUGAAUAAGUGAAAUUAAUUAAUCAAUUUGCUUAAUUAACUUACAUUAUUGAUCUUUAUGUACACUUUUUAUAUAAACAAUUGAUGAAUAGGGGAAUACGAAUUAGAUGAGUAGAUUUAAAUGUUAGUGAGUUGUGCCUUUUUCCAAGUAGAUUAUGCAUUCACUCCAACUAUGGUAAUUGUCCCUACAUGAAGAAUAGAACUUAAAUAUAUUUGAGAUGAAUACGAAAUAUACACACCAACUAAUGAUAUGUAUACAUGUAUACUUUGAUAUUACAGUCAGUAGAAAUGGACGAAGAUAAUAAAAAUUAUCUGCUGAUUUCAAGUA